Messenger RNA from Cooperia oncophora, 234 nucleotides. NCBI's taxonomy places the organism in Eukaryota, Metazoa, Nematoda, Chromadorea, Rhabditida, Trichostrongylidae. The record is from the annotation of a GenBank genome assembly.
AUGCGUGCCAUAGGGAAAGCACCGUACGUGUACGUGCAAUCUCAUGUCUACUUCUCUGCUAAGGAUGAUCAAGGAACGUUCUCGGUCCAGGUAUUAGCUGACUUCGAUAACGAAGAUAUCGCCCAAGCUGCAACAACUGACAUUCAGUUCUCAAUAAAAGAUAAAUCCAUCCUUCUCCUAACAUCGAGGUACUUUUACGCUAUCCCAAAACAAGUACAUCUUUUGUCAGAAUAG